Molecule: messenger RNA, 2070 nt
Organism: Malassezia vespertilionis
Lineage: Eukaryota; Fungi; Basidiomycota; Malasseziomycetes; Malasseziales; Malasseziaceae
Exons: 1
Coding region: 1-2070 (689 amino acids)
Biological process (GO): amino acid transmembrane transport
Molecular function (GO): amino acid transmembrane transporter activity
Source: RefSeq, a predicted model, not a curated record
AUGCGUUUCACAAACGGCGCGGAACAGCAAGCGGAAGCGUCAGACACGGAUGGGACGCAGCCCGAUGUAAUCCGCCUUCAUAUUCCAGGAGAGGAGGAUAACUUUUUUGACCGGGAAAAUUAUGAUGUAUCCGGCGUAGAUGCGGACCAGGAAGACGAGGCGAUCAUCCAUGUGUGGGACGAAGAGAGCGACGAAGAACUUGAGGCGUACAUGAGGAAGCAGAAAAAGCCGCUGCUCCCAUUUGUUAUUUUACCUGAGCAGCAUGCUCCAACUCCCGGUAAGAAGUUGCGCAGCUUGGCCAGUUGGUGGCGUACGUUGUUAAUAGGAUCAGCGGCGCCAGGGACGUUGUCUGUAGGUCACGUUGCGAUGAACAUGGCGUCGACGGCACUGCAUCCGGGUGUGUUGCUUGCGAUGCCUGUCUACUUUAUACGCGCUGGUGUUGUGCCGGGAUUCAUCGUGUUUGUACUGACCACAAUGCUGAGUGCUUUUGGCGGUGCACUUUGGGUCACAUUGGGUCGCUACGUCGGUUCGUCUUCGAUUGAGUCUGUGACCGGCAAGGCCUUUGGCAUGAAUACGCAAUGGAAGCGGAAACUGGGCAUUAUGCUAAGCAGUGCUGUGCUUAUGGUCUAUUGCACAGGCGCAGCGGUGGUUGGGUACCACGCAAUGACAGACCUGCUCUUGCAAGUCUUUUUCCACUACACACCCACGACCAGCGUGUUCCAUGACCGUGCGUUUGUAACACUGGUGGUUGGCGGUAUUAUGACACUGCCAGUACUGGUCGCCGCCACACCACAGCGGCAUAUCAUGCAGGUCCAGUCCUGGUCACUCAUUUUGUGUUACCCCGCAAUCAUUGCCAUUUUGUACGUGCAAAUGAAGGACUGGCAUUUGCCGUCGGUCCGUCCGAAGCUAGAGCCGUCCUGGCCCUCGGUGACGCUGGUGCCCAUGCCCCAUUUGCAGGACUAUACGUGGCCCUGGGCAAGCACGGCAAUGGUGCCGCUGCUUGUGCUCAGCGCAUUGCCCGCACAAAUCUUGGCACAGAGUCGAAGUCUGCAGCGCAAGGCGGUGUAUGAUUCUAAUGUGCACACGUUCUACCUUGCACAGAGUAUCCAGGCGGCGGUCAUAAUUGCAAUUACCUUCUUUGUGGGCGUAGACAUUGGACUCGUCGGCACUGAUGACUUGCACCGCGGCCUGUACCCCAACUUUUUCAGCGCAUUGCCACUGGAUGACGAUAAAGUGAAUAUUGCUCGCGGGCUUUUCUGCCUUUUGCUUGCAUCCCAUUUGUGCCUCUGCUUGACAUCGGCUAGUUCUGCCUGCAGCCGUAUCCUCAAAGCACUUGGUAUUCAGUUCAAGCCGCUGGCACAUGGAGCGAACUCUGGCGUGCAACGUGCGGCAUCGCCGAGGCUCGCUGCUAACACAGCACCACACGAGGCAGGCGCGCAAGCAAUUGAGGCGCGCAAGAAACGCCGGUUCUGGCGCGGUGCCGCUUCAGGGCUUGUUCUCUGGUGCAUCACUGCCUUUACCGCCUACUCUUCAGGCGUCGGGGGUGUUUUCCGGCGCGAGGAAAAAGAAGGGAAGGAGCUUCGCUUUUUGCGCUCCGUCGAAGUGAUUGGCAUUAUGGGCGCCGUGGUUGGAUUUAUUCUUCCUGCUGUGAUCUGGCUUGUCCUGUUCCGGAUCCGACGACCGCGCGCCAUUUUGCUAGCCCAAACGGAGAGCAUGCAAAAGCGGCUCCAGCAGUAUUUACUGAGUCCACUUAGCGCGCUUAUUCCCGUCUUGUCGCGUCAGCCUGCGCGGAGUGCACAAGAGGCAGAGCCACUGCUCCAAGAACAGGACGGGAAUGCCUAUGGUGCCGUGGUUCCUGAAGCGUCGAUUCCCAGGCAUGAGAAUGAAUACAGUGCUUCAGAUCGAGACGAAGGUACUUAUAUACUGCUGGCGCGCAAGGAGCGCCAGCUGCAGCGUGUUGCGCGAGGACGGCGAAUUUUGCAAGAAUUUAUUGUAGUUGUAGUGCUCCUCCCGUUCGGCCUCUUUCUGGUGGUCUCUGCAUCGAUUGAGCUGGCCGCGGGCGGUUACUGA